AUGAGCGGCGUUACUACCACCCCUGCGCGGCAUUAUGCCCCGCUCUCUGCCUUCGAUGACCGCACUAUGAAGGUCUCGGACAUCCACACCAUCCACUACUGGCAGGCUGGUAACCCCAAGGGCAAGCCUGUUAUCUUCCUCCACGGCGGCCCCGGCGGCGGCACUUCGUCGUCGGACACCAUCUACUUCAACCCCGACAUUUACCGCAUCGUGCUCAUCGACCAGCGUGGUGCGGGCAAGUCCGAGCCGACCGCCGAGCUCCGCGAGAACACGACUUGGGACCUCGUCGCCGACAUCGAGCGCGUCCGCGAGGAGCUCGGUAUCGACAAGUGGCUCGUCUUCGGCGGCUCAUGGGGCUCGACGCUCUCCCUCGCGUACGCCCAGACUCAUCCGGACCGCUGUGCAGCCCUCAUCCUCCGAGGCAUCUUCCUCCUCCGCCGCUCCGAGUUAGAGUGGUUCUACCAGGAUGGCGCCAGCCACAUCUGGCCUGAGGCGUGGCAGGGCUACCUCGCCCCAAUCCCCGAGGACGAGCGGCACGACCUCAUCUCGGCGUACUACAAGCAGAUGACGGACCCGGACGACGCCAAGUCGCUUACGGCUGCCAAGGCAUGGGCGACGUGGGAGGAGAGCACCUCCAAGCUGUUGCAGGACCCAGCCCUGGUUGAACUGGCGGACAACAACGCCAAGUGGGCUCGCGCGUUUGCGAGCAUCGAGUGCCACUACUUUGUCAACGCGGGCUUCUUCCCCGAGGGCCACCUCAUUAAGAAGGAGCAACUGGACAAGAUCCGCCACCUCCCCUGUGUGGUUGUCCAGGGUCGCUACGACUCUGUCUGCCCGGCGCGCUCGGCGUAUGACCUGAAGCAGGCGUGGGGCGAGGGUCUUGACCUCAAAAUGGUCGCUGACGCUGGUCACUCUGCGCAUGAGCCGGGAAUCACCAAGCUGCUCGUUGAGGCGGCUGACAGGUUUGGCGGAGAGCUCAAGUGGUAA
Molecule: messenger RNA, 987 nt
Organism: Cutaneotrichosporon cavernicola
Lineage: Eukaryota; Fungi; Basidiomycota; Tremellomycetes; Trichosporonales; Trichosporonaceae
Exons: 11
Coding region: 1-987 (328 amino acids)
Biological process (GO): proteolysis
Cellular component (GO): cytoplasm
Molecular function (GO): aminopeptidase activity
Source: RefSeq, a predicted model, not a curated record